AAGGUACAUCACGAGUGACAGUGUGGGACACAGGGGAAAAAGGAAAGAAAGCACAAAGAAGCGUUUAUUUUGGGUUUGGGCCUCCCAGAAACUUCGUGUUUGGUUGGUUACCUGGAAUAUUUUGCUUGUACCCGGAAACUCCCAAGUAUGUCUUGAUUAGAAUCCACCAUGCAGCGAUUGAGGAGCUCAGGGAGCUCAAUAUGGGGCAAUCUAGUUUCAACGCCCCGGUUGAAAAGGAAGGCUUCGAAUACAUGGGCUGCUGUGCAAGACGCCUUUUUUUCAACAAAGGAUACAUUUGAGAGGAACAAGGUGGUAUUUACUGUUGGAACUUCCCUAGCAUCAGUUGCUACAGCAUGGAUUGGAUAUUCUUUACGUUACUAUCAUGAAACAAGAAUUGAUCAAAGGCUUGAAACAAUCGAAAAAGCUAUGAGAAACAGUAAUAAUCUCGAACAUUCAGAACUUAGAGAGAUUGCUGGCUCGGGAAGUAUCAGUGCUCCUACUUAUUUUGCCACUGCUGGAACCACUUUAAUUAUUGGGUAUGGCUUGGGCUGGAGAGGUGGAAAGUGGUAUGCAAAUAGGAAUUUCAGAAAGGAGCAGAUGAAGUUGCUAGGACAGAAAAAUCCUAGAGGUUGGCAGAUAAAUCCUAGAGGUUGGCAAUUGCUUGGGCCGAUAAAACCUAGAGGGUGGAAAUUCCAAUUCCUUAGAAGACGAAUAACAAGAUCCAAAGUGCCAGAAAAUGCUGCCAGAACUACUGAAAAGAUGCUUAAGGAUGCUCCUAACCCUUAAUUUUGGAGUAACUAUCAUUUGUAGUUGUUUUCAAUAUAAAAGGAGUGACUUUAGUUUUUUCUGGUGACUCCCAUCAGGAAAAAGAUUUUACUGAUAUGCUUUGAUACCCAUUAAAGGUUAUUUUUUGUACUGGAAUAUAUUUGUGGGAAUAUAAUUUAUUAGUUUCUUCGACUU
Quercus lobata is the source of this 960-nucleotide messenger RNA. Its product is annotated as triacylglycerol lipase-like protein. The record is from RefSeq and is a predicted model, not a curated record. NCBI's taxonomy places the organism in Eukaryota, Viridiplantae, Streptophyta, Magnoliopsida, Fagales, Fagaceae. Bases 169 to 786 code for a protein of 205 amino acids. The transcript has 5 exons.